Messenger RNA from Zygosaccharomyces rouxii, 225 nucleotides. RefSeq lists its product as uncharacterized. NCBI's taxonomy places the organism in Eukaryota, Fungi, Ascomycota, Saccharomycetes, Saccharomycetales, Saccharomycetaceae. The coding region runs from base 1 to 225 and encodes 74 amino acids. The record is from RefSeq and is a predicted model, not a curated record. The transcript has a single exon.
AUGCAUUAUACCAAUGAAAAUCUAGAUUUGAGAAGAGGGAAAGAUUUUAAGGAAGCCUAUAACUUCAGCCAAUUUAAUUUUGAUACGGCCGAAUUAAAUCAAAGGUAUAAUCAAUUGAAAAACGUAUACCGAUUUCCUUGCAGGGAACACAAAAGUAUUGUUCAAGGAUUUCAUGCGAAUGCAAAGAAAAUUACGAGGCUUCUUUCACUACCUAUCGCGAUUUAA